CCCAGGUGUUUUUAUUUCAAACGAAGAUCUUCUGCAGUUCUCUAGUAAUUCUGUUCUUCUUGUUUGAUCCGUAAUUGAAAUUUUUUUUAUUUAUUCAACAUGCUCGGCUUGAGAUAUCUCCAGAAAUUUAAAAGGGUCAAGUCAAGUGCACAACAUUACAUAAGACGAUCGGCUUCCAGCUACAACCAAAGAUCGACGAAUGAUAUUGGGCUUCAUGGCUAUUCCUUAUUAGCAAUACCCGCUCUCACCUUUGGUCUGGGCACUUGGCAGAUAUACAGAUGGCAAUGGAAACUUGGUGUUAUAGAACACUUGUCUAAUAGAACAUCUGCACCUCCAGUUCCAUUUCAGUCCACCAACAUUGAAGGACUGUCGGACAUGGAAUACCGAAAACUUGAACUUUGUGGAUCAUUUGAACAUGACAAGGAAAUUUAUAUAGGACCAAGGUCAUUGGUUGGAAAUGAAAAGAAUGAAACUGGUGGGAUGCUUUCUUCAGGACAAAGUGGCUACCAUGUUGUUACUCCAUUUAAGCUAUCAGAUUCCAAUCUUACAGUUCUUGUCAAUCGCGGAUGGGUCCCUCGUAAAAAGUUAAACCCGUUUACCAGAUUAAACGGACAGACAGAAGGUGAAACAAAACUAAUUGGAAUUUAUCGUUCGAACGAAACUCGCCCUCAGUUUGUGCCUCAGAAUAGGCCCAAAGAUCGUAUGUUUCAUUUUAGAGACGUGGAAGGAAUGGCUCGAUUUUUGGACACAGCUCCAAUUUACUUUGAGGCUGACGCCAAUAGUAGUGUUCCUGAUGGACCAGUUGGUGGUCAAACGGUUGUCACUGUUAGAAACGAACAUGUUUCCUAUAUUUUGACAUGGUAUUUAUUAUCCGCAAUCACAGCUUUUCUGUGGCAUAGGCGAUUCGUUAAAAAAAUGCCUCUUAUGUAACUUUCAGUGAAUGAGUUAAUUGCUCUAUUUUCCAGAGGUAUGAGUAACAUUAAUAAAUUUUUUAAUUGUCAAAUAUAA
Messenger RNA from Daphnia carinata, 1008 nucleotides. RefSeq names its product surfeit locus protein 1-like (gene Surf1). Gene Ontology annotation, cellular component: membrane; mitochondrion. NCBI's taxonomy places the organism in Eukaryota, Metazoa, Arthropoda, Branchiopoda, Diplostraca, Daphniidae. Gene Ontology annotation, biological process: mitochondrial respiratory chain complex IV assembly. The transcript is spliced from 6 exons. The coding region runs from base 100 to 930 and encodes 276 amino acids. The record is from RefSeq and is a predicted model, not a curated record.